CUCUGCGAUGGAUCUUACCGGGCUUCUGGGUUUGGCCCUAUGGGUGUCGCUUCUCGCCGGCGCGGUGACCGCCGACCCCGGGACGGCGGAGACGGCGCUGAUCGCCUACAGGUGUCCCAGUGCGUACGGUGUGAAUGCAUCAUCAGGAUCGGCGCUGACUUGUUGCUACGUCAGCCUUCAAACGACAACCCGAAGCGGCUUGAAGCGGAGUGGAAGGCGGUGCGGUCCCAGACAGGGGUUGCCAUGAGAUGGGAUGACGACCUCGCCGAUGAGUCCUGCUCGGGCCUGGGCGCGUAUCCCGCCAUCAGACUCCUCCGCGGUGGCCACCCGCCGCUGGAUUACCUCGGCCCGCGUACGAGCGAUGAAAUCCUGCGCUUUAUCGAACGGGUCGAACGCUCCCCGCAUGGCCCCGUCAACGUCCCCGCCGAGGACUCUGUGUCUUUCCAAGGCUUAGACGACUUUGUCUGCAUCGGGCACUUUCCGCCGGGGACCGCACUGCGGCAGGCGUUCGAGGCCGUGGCGGACAAGUACCGCACCGAGUUCACCUUUGGCGUCGUCGUUGUCGACGUCGACAGCCCGGGCGUCGCCGCAGUCGCCAACGACGCAAAAGUGGUCUGCCACAAACGAGAUGACCAGAGCAUCCACACGUGGACCUCUGGCGACGACGGGCUGGAGGCGUGGCUCGUCGAGGCCUCGCGGCCCGUCAUCGCGGAGCUCACGCCCGCGAACCACCAGCGCUUCCUCGACCGCGGCUGGCCGAUGGUCUACAUCCUCUCGCCGUCGCCCGGCGUCCGCGCCUCCGUCCGCGCCGACCUCCACGCGUUCGCCAAGAGCCACUACGCGUCCCUGACGGCCGUGACCGUCGACCCCGGCUACUUCCCCGACCUCCCGGCGAGGCUGGGUCUCGAUCCGCCCGAAGACGAUCGCCCCGCCGGCGCGGUGCACCAGCUCUCGAACGGGCGGGUGUACCGCUACCCCGAGGGCAGAGCGUUCACGCCGCGCGAGCUGCAGGCGUGGGGGUUGGAUGUGUGGCAGGGCCGGGUCAAGCCGUGGGCGCCGCCCGGCCAGGAGCCGGCCCCCGAUGCCGGAAGCGGGAACGUACGGAUCGUGAGGUCGCACAAUCUCAAGGUUAAGAACAUCCUCGGAGUGAAGAUCCGGAUUGGAGGACGCGAGCGGGACGAGCUUUGAGGUCACUGGGGGGGCGUGCGUCUCUUGGUCGUUGUUUGAUUACUCUAUGAUUAUACAGAAGAGCUGUCUAUGAGUUGCGGCUACUGUGGCCAAAAGAUUCCUCGUCUGUUCCUAACCCCGAUACUCAUACAAGGUUCUAUAAUGUUUUCCCCCCAAAAACCAAAACUCCAUUGAAAUGCCAAGACAUCGUGUCGUGACACGUGCCUACCCGGGUAUCAUCGUCUAUGCCGUCCCAACUUUUCCGAUACAUAAUUACUGACAGUAGGUGCCCCCGCACA
This is a messenger RNA of Colletotrichum destructivum, 1466 nucleotides long. RefSeq names its product Putative Thioredoxin-like superfamily. Gene Ontology annotation, cellular component: endoplasmic reticulum. The coding region runs from base 40 to 1188 and encodes 382 amino acids. Gene Ontology annotation, biological process: protein folding; response to endoplasmic reticulum stress. The record is from RefSeq and is a predicted model, not a curated record. Gene Ontology annotation, molecular function: protein disulfide isomerase activity. The transcript is spliced from 4 exons. Lineage: Eukaryota; Fungi; Ascomycota; Sordariomycetes; Glomerellales; Glomerellaceae.